AUGAGUAAAAGAUCUUUAUUAAGAUUUUCAAAAUUAAAUAGAUUAUUGCACAUAAAAAAAUAUUUAAAAAAAUUACUUUUAGAAAAAAAAAGGAAAAGAAAAAAAGAAGAGACGGAUACAGAUGAAAUGAAAAAUAACAAUAUAACCUUUGAAAAUUUAGGAAUAGAAGAUUGGUUAAUUAAAAUUAGUAAAAGUGUUCAAAUAAAUUAUCCAACGAAAAUUCAACAAUUAUGUUUACCAUUAAUUAUUCAAGGAAAAAAUGUUAUUGGAUCUUCUGAAACUGGAAGUGGAAAGACAAUUUGUUACUGUUGGAGUAUAUUACAAGAAUUAAAUAAAAAUUUUUAUGCUAUUUUUGCUUUAAUUUUACUACCAACAAGAGAAUUAGUUUUGCAAAUAAUAGAACAAUUUCAUUUAUAUGGGAGUAAAAUAGGUGUAAAAAUUUUAUCAUGCAUAGGUGGAUAUUCAUUAAUAGAACAAAGAAAAAAUAUUUUAAGCAAACCACAUGUAGUUAUAGGUACACCUGGUAGAGUUAGUGAUAUAUUGGAUAACUGUGAAGAUAUAAAAAAUUGUUUUAAAAGAUUAAAAUAUUUAGUUUUAGAUGAAGCAGAUUUACUUUUACAAAAAUGCUUUGAAAGUAAACUAAAAAUAAUUUUAGAUAAUUUACAAAAAAAUAACAACGAAAGAAAAACAUUAUUUUUUAGCUCAACAAUUACUCAUUCAAUACAACUAUUAAUGAAAUCUUUUCCCAAUGACAACUUAGUUUUGGUAAAUGCUAAUAAAAAUCAAAAGCCUGUAAAAAAUUUGGAUCAAAAAUAUAUAUAUGUUGAUGAAAUUGCACAAAUAACUUAUUUAGUUUAUAUUUUAAAAAAUAAAUUGAUUGAUUUAUCAGGCAUCAUUUUUACAGCCAACAGUUAUAAGUGUCAAUUAAUCUAUUCAGUUUUAAAUAUUUUAGGAAAUUUUUCUGUUGAAUGUAUUCAUUCGUCAAAAGAACAAAAUAAAAGAAUUUCAUCUUUAUCAAAAUUUAAAAACGGAUUAUGUAAAAUACUUGUUGCAACUGAUCUAAUUAGCAGAGGGAUAGAUAUACCCAAAAUAGCUUUUGUUAUCAAUUUUGAUUUUCCAAAUGAUACUAUUCAAUAUAUUCAUAGGGUGGGUAGAACUGCAAGAGCUAAUAGGAAAGGUCUAGCUAUUUCCUUUAUUGAUAAAAAAGACAUAGCAAAUUUUAAAAACGUCAAAAAAAUUAUGAAAAAUAAAUUAAAACCUUAUAUACUUGAUAAAAACGAAGUUUUAAAAGAUAUGUUUAAAAUUGGAAGAGCUAUAAAAAAAGCUGAAAUAAUGCUGGAAGAACAAAAAGAUAUUAAAAAGGAAAAUGAACAGCUAAAAUAUUAUAUUUAUCAUAAUGAAUGA
Molecule: messenger RNA, 1404 nt
Organism: Plasmodium relictum
Lineage: Eukaryota; Apicomplexa; Aconoidasida; Haemosporida; Plasmodiidae
Product: DEAD/DEAH box ATP-dependent RNA helicase, putative
Exons: 1
Coding region: 1-1404 (467 amino acids)
Molecular function (GO): ATP binding; nucleic acid binding
Source: RefSeq, a predicted model, not a curated record